AUGUGGAAAGAAAGUAGUGUGAAGGUUUUAUGUAGCUUUCAAGGAGUGGGUUAUUUGGGAGAUAAAUUAAAGUGGCAUGAUUCGAUUUAUUAUGUGUUCAAUGUCUAUUCUUCUUGUUCUUUGGGAGCAAAGAGAGUUCUUUGGCGGGAGCUUUUGAGGCUAAAGAAUAAGUUUGUAGAUGGAGAAUGGUUGACAGGAGGGGAUUUCAAUGCGGUAAAGAAUCGGGAGGAAAAAGUAGGGAGGUCUAUGGUGGGUAGCAAUUCCGAAUGGAGGGAGUUCUCUAGUUUAAUUGAUGAUAGCGGUCUCAUGGAUGUGCCUUCUAAAGGAAAGAAGUUCUCUUGGUUUAGUGGUGAUGGUAAAUCUAAAAGUAGAAUCGAUAGAUUUUUGGUGGCGGAUAAUAUUAUUAGAAAUUGGGGUGUGGUGGGGCAGUUUAUUGGCAUGAGAGACAUCUCAGAUCAUUGUCCUAUUUGGUUGGUGAUAGAUCGUGCUAAUUGGGGUCCGAAAACUUUUUGUUGCAAUAAGGAGUGGUUCUCGAAUAAGGAGUUUCUUCCUUUUGUGGAAAAGGAGUGGAAAGAUAUAAAAGUGGAUGAGCGUGGAGAUUUCAUUCUUAAGGAGAAACUUAGGAUUCUUAAAGGUAGACUUCGGUGGUGGAAUAAAAUGGUUUUUGGUAAGAUAGAUUUGGAAAUUAAUGAGGGGAUUAGGAAAAUGAAUGAGGGGAUGGUGUGA
Molecule: messenger RNA, 726 nt
Organism: Vicia villosa (hairy vetch)
Lineage: Eukaryota; Viridiplantae; Streptophyta; Magnoliopsida; Fabales; Fabaceae
Exons: 1
Coding region: 1-726 (241 amino acids)
Source: RefSeq, a predicted model, not a curated record